GCGCCGAUCUAGAUGCGUCACAGCGGCGGGUGAAAGAGAAGCGACGGUUCUUGCUCUCGGGCAUCGUAGACUGACGUGAUUGCUCUGCGCUGCUGCGAAUAUGGUGGCCGCCUGUGGAAAUAUUUCGGGUCUCAGUGCACUGCUACAAGGGCGCCUUUUUUGGCUAAAUCGGAUCUCUGUUUACUACUCAACCGCCCUGAAGGUCGACAGUGGCCGGAACAAAGGUGCAUCAGUACGAGGAGGAAGGGCCUCUCAAAAUGGUAAAUCCCGGAGAGAGAAUGGAAUUCCCAGGACUGUGAAGAUGGAGGUUGAUCAGGACUGGACCAAUGUGUACCCAGCUGCAGCUGCUUUUAAACCUUCCUCUGUGCCCCUUCCUGUUCGGAUGGGCUACCCGGUGAAAAGGGGUGUACCUCUAGAAAAAGAAGGGAACUUGGAACUCUUAAAGAUCCCCAAUUUUUUGCAUCUGACACCAGUUGCCAUCAGGAAGCAUUGUGCUGCUCUAAAAGGCUUCUGCACAGAGUGGCCAGCUGUCCUGGAUAAUGAUGAGAAAUGUUUGCAGCACUUUCCCAUUGAAGUUGACACAGUAGACUACAUUUCAGCAGGCCCAUCUGUUCGUAAUCCUAAAGCAAGAGUGGUGACCCUAAGAGUUAAGCUUUCAAGCCUCAACUUGGAUGAUCACGCAAAGAAGAAGCUCAUUAAACUUGUAGGAGAGAGGUAUUGCAAGGGCACAGAUACCCUUACCAUUACAACAGACAGGUGUCCUUUAAGAAGACAAAAUUAUGACUAUGGAGUGUACCUUCUGACAGUUUUAUUCCAUGAAUCAUGGAAAGCAGAACAGUGGGAAAAAGAAAAGACAGAGGUUGACAUGGAGGAAUACAUCUGGGAGAAUAGCGCCUCUGAGAAGAAUGCUUUGGACACACUGCUUCGAAUAAGAGCAGCUGAAAAAACUGAAGAAGCUAGUCGAGAGGAGCUUCUGGCCUCAGAGAAAAUUCUGGCUUAUAGAAAGUCAAUGCUUGUGUUGAAAAAUGAAGGAGAAACAGAAAAGAACCUUUCUGAGUAUAAAAACUCUGUCAAGAGACUACUAAACAUGCAGGAUUUGUAGUAAAAAUAACUCUUCAGUCUUUGCUACAUGCGUGUCUAGGAAGUUGUACUUCAUAAAAUGCAGCGUAUCCAAUUUACACUUAGUGACAACCUUUAUGCUUUUAGUUUCUUGCUCAAAUGAUAUUGCUCUUCCAGAAAUCUGCAUUCCUUCCAAAUAAAAAUUCAUUGCCCCAGAAAA
Messenger RNA from Rhineura floridana, 1279 nucleotides. RefSeq names its product mitochondrial ribosomal protein S35 (gene MRPS35). Gene Ontology annotation, cellular component: mitochondrial small ribosomal subunit. The record is from RefSeq and is a predicted model, not a curated record. Gene Ontology annotation, molecular function: structural constituent of ribosome. The transcript has 8 exons. Lineage: Eukaryota; Metazoa; Chordata; Lepidosauria; Squamata; Rhineuridae. The coding region runs from base 101 to 1102 and encodes 333 amino acids. Gene Ontology annotation, biological process: mitochondrial translation.